Messenger RNA from Wallemia ichthyophaga EXF-994, 2715 nucleotides. Its product is annotated as Protein scd2/ral3. The transcript has 2 exons. Gene Ontology annotation, molecular function: protein binding; phosphatidylinositol binding. Gene Ontology annotation, biological process: conjugation with cellular fusion. The record is from RefSeq and is a predicted model, not a curated record. Lineage: Eukaryota; Fungi; Basidiomycota; Wallemiomycetes; Wallemiales; Wallemiaceae. Gene Ontology annotation, cellular component: mating projection tip. The coding region runs from base 1 to 2715 and encodes 904 amino acids.
AUGAAAAGCCUGAGGAGGUCACUCAAUAAGGAUAAGACAAAUAGCGGUAGUACAAGUAAUAGCACUAGCCAUAGCCAGCAACAGAUAUCACCAAAAAUAGCAGUGCUGCAACCACCUCAACUUGUCAUAAAGGCAAUUGGUUCGUAUAGGGCGGAGAAAGCCGGGGAACUGAGUUUCGAUGCUGGAGUAUUCUACCACGUUCCAAGUCUAGAAAUUGGCGGCGAUGAGUUUUAUGAAGCACACGACCCACUUAAGGGUACAAGAGGUCUUGUGCCACGCUACCUGUUUGAGCCACUUAAAAGAGGAGGCGUAAGUGUGGACAAUAGACAGUCAUACGAGCAUCACAAUCAGCCCAAUUCACACUCACACUCACACCCCAAUUCACACUCUUCAAAGCCCUCCACUCAAUACGCCGUCGUCCAGUUCGAUUUUCUCGCAGAGAGACCAGACGAACUGAGCGCAAAAGCAGGCGAACCAAUCAUCGUCAUUGCCCAAUCAAACCAUGAGUGGUUCGUCGCUAAACCCAUCAUGCGUCUCGGAGGUCCCGGUCUUAUCCCCGUGGCAUUUGUCGAGAUUAGAGACCAGAAGAGUAAUCAACCACUAGAUACACACGCAAUCGUGAGAUCUGCUGUUAUCCCCAAAGUUGAAGACUGGAAGCGACAAGCCGCUGAUUACAAGAAAGCUUCGAUUCCGCUUGGAAGAUUUGAAUUUAACAAGAUGGACAACAGACACAAAGAUGAAAAAGACAACGACAAGGAAAAUUCUUUCCCGGAGAAUUCCACCCCUCACGGUGUCUCACACGGCAGCAACAACAUACCAAGUACUCAUCCAAGUACCAAUUUUAUAUCACCCACUGAAAACGCUCAAAUAGCAUCUACAUCUCAACUGCCAUCUGCAACCACGCCACCUGCAACUACACCAUCCAUCACUAGCAUAUUGCAAUCAUCCGUUGUCUCCCACUAUCACGAGAAUGAAGUGACGUGGUUCCAGUUCAAUAUUGUUUUCGUAGAAGCUGAUACAACCGACGCGACUUUCAUACCAACUAAUCACACGCGCUCAAUGAUUCUAUUCAGACUAUACGAAGAUUUCUACGAUUUCCAGAUAAGAUUGCUUGAUACUUUCCCUGUUGAAGCUGGAAGGAGAGUGUCAGCAGAUGGACAGGGGAAGACGCGUAUAUUGCCUUACUUACCUGGACCUAUAGAAGCGCAUGAUCUCAAUGAGGUGUCUAUAGUGAGAAGACGACUAGAGCUCAAUCAAUAUGUGCACGAAUUGUCUUCUCUCCCACAGCAUAUUAUUAGCUGCGAGCUUUUUAGGGAUUUCUUAGAUGUCAGACCAGGCGAUAGGGAGGUGAGCCACAGAAGUGAGCAGGGUGAAAUGGGUGAGAUUGGCGAGGUUGGUGAAUACGCCGAGCAUGCUGAGGAGCAUACUGAGCACAAUUUGCAUAAUGCCCAACCCAAACACUCAUCCGCAUCAAGUUUAUCAAUUAACGGCGGUUUGGUUGAGAGUAUGCACCAUUUAGCUGUGGCGCAAGAAGAACAAAAAGACGAAGAGGAGCAAGAGAAACAUCAAGACAUACCAGUAUCGGCAUCUGUCGACAGCUCACUAAGCGCACUACCUAAACUCGCAUCCGAGUCAACACUUUCAACAAUGUCAACCAGCGCGAUGAAAGUGAAAGUACUACACCAACCCACAGGUGACUUGAUAGCAUUGCGGAUAUCACCUACCGAUCUCAAGUUGGAUAGCCUUUUGGACAAGAUAAGGGAGCGUUUCGGAGUUGAUGUUAACCGGAUAUGGUCGAAUGAUGACAGCAGCAGCUUUGACAGGAAGGAGAUUAGCACGGAUGAGGAGCUGCACGAAUGGUUGAACAAUGCGUCUAAAUUGAGUUUAAUUUCUGGUGGCACUACAGUACCGCUUGAGAAGAAUACUGUGCGUUUUCUCGACAAUUUUAGCGCUGGUACGCGUGGAGCGACUUCAGCGGAAUACCUCCUUAACGAUCCACGCUAUGCAGUUAUAUUUAUGCAUCGCCAGCAUUCUCUCCAGCCAUACACUAAGCAUUUCAGUCACACCACCAACCCUUUCCUCGAUCUACUCAAUCUACCGGAAUCCCCCGAUGAUGAAAUCACAGUGAACAGAAACAAGACACCUGAAAUGUUCAACAUACUCCGCAAUCACCAUCAAGUCGUCUGCGAAGAUAGAUUAUUUAGUCUCCCAUUCGUCACUAUCGCCGAUUACCUUUUCUUGUUGCGGGAUGUGAGUAUGGCUAUGAAAUCUUGUUCAAAGAGCGCCCUCUAUUACCUCGCUGCUGCAGUCAGUGAUUUCUUUAUACCAACGCAGAAAAUCUACGAGCAUAAAAUUCAGUCACAAAAGGGUAGCUUGCAGAUAGAGAUGGAUCAAACACCCAAAAUACUCGGUUCUCUCGUUAAGGAUUGGACUCCGGAGGGUUUCAUUGUCAGCUUUAAAUUGGAAACUGAACAUUCACUCUUAAUACCUAAAGCUAUUGGUGCUCUCGAAAAGUAUGAGCAUCAUCUCGUUAUCGCUAAUGAACUUAAGAAUAGAAAAUACAAAGUAGCUCUGGUUGAAAGGAAGCUGGAUGGUCAAUUCAGUGAGGACUUUGUCGAGAUUGGUGAAAAUACCCACGAUAAGGAAAUUGAAGAGGAGAUAAUCAAGCAGGUUAUCAGUAGACACGAUAUUCAUCUCACUCAGCAGCGACUUUGA